This is a messenger RNA of Anopheles marshallii, 4284 nucleotides long. It is a transcript of the gene corn, whose product is annotated as myosin-4. The coding region runs from base 1 to 4284 and encodes 1427 amino acids. The record is from RefSeq and is a predicted model, not a curated record. The transcript is spliced from 8 exons. NCBI's taxonomy places the organism in Eukaryota, Metazoa, Arthropoda, Insecta, Diptera, Culicidae.
AUGGAGGACGUAAGUCAAGAAUCUACCAUACCGGAGGUACCGUCCGUCGGUGGCGAUGAAACGCGGCUAAACGGUGAGAUGAACGCGACCGAGGAGCUGGAGGUGGAGCAACCGGAGCGACUGUUGGGUCAGGAUGUUGACUCCACCAAAUCUUCCAUGGAGAGCUCCUUCACCGUGACCGACUGCAACUGUUCGUCGUUGAUCGAGCGCACGGAAAAGCUGGACGCGAAUGAGUUGCAGCUGGACGCGAAGGUGACCGAACUGAUCGAGGAUCUCAUCAAGCCGCACGAGCAGGAACGGGCCGGCGGUGGUGCGGGGGCAGGUUGCGAGGAAAAGUUUAAAGCUCUCACGAUCAACGAUGAGGUGGAGAGCGUAGCCAACAGCGGCAAGGGAACGGUGACGGUGGUCGGCAGUGGGGAUGGCAGUGAUAGUGGGGUAGAAUUCGGCGCAGGAUCCGGUUCCCUCACCGACACCGGGGUGCUGCAACGUGCACUGAGCAACAAUAGUGCCGGUUACGCAAGUAGCUGUUGCGGUUUGGAUGGCGAACCGACCGGAAUGAGCAUGUCGUGCAAUUCGAGCAUGAUAAGUUACAGCUCGGAUAUCUACGACAAAACGGGCAAUACUGUGCUGUGCGGACGGCUGAGCACGGAUUACUGUGCGAGCGAGGGAGGUAGCGAAAGUUCUUCCGUGACCGGUGGACCAGUGAGCUCGCUGCGUAAGGCCGGGGCCGCAAUCAAGAAGAAGGUGGCAGUGAAGGAGCCACCCUCGAAUCGCUCGCCGAGAAAAUCGACCGAGAGCGUGUCGAGCAGUGGACGGAGUAGCUCCCGGUCGCGAGGCUCUUCGUUGGGCCGUUCGGUGUCGCUAAAUUUGAAAGCGAUCCCGGCAUCGGCCGCGAACGUUGCCGCUGCGGCGGCCGCUAGAGAACGGGCUCGGUCGAGAGAUAAAUCCGCUUCCUCCACCGGCGUUUGUGCCGGGGUUCCUUCCAACUCCAUGUCGGCCAGCACGAAUCGCAUUCUUCAAACUCCAACCAAACCGAUGCCACCUCCGAGACGACCAGUAAAACCAGACUCCCUUCCAACGGGCAUCAAGGACUCGCCGUCCGGUCAGCGAGUAACUGUGUCGCGCACUCCAUCCAUUACCCGAGGUCGCACACCUCUGGGAACGCCGACGGAUGAUGGUCGGUGGCCGUCGGUGGGUGGUAAGGGCGGCAUCAGCUGCAGCGGUGGCAAUACGACACCCCGUUCCAUGCGAGCGAGUUCCGCUGCGCCGGAUGGAGUCAUGUCUAUUAAAACUCGCAUCGGACCUUUAUCGUUGGAUGGUGGUAAAGGAGGAAGCGGUGGUGCGCCGAUGAGUUUACCCAGUGGGGUGGAUAAGUUUGCCACCCUUCCCCGACGACGAAAAGAACGCUCGGCUGAAGAUUUGAAGGCUAGCCUCGUUGGGGGUGGAUCCGGUUCGCGCAGCAACUCUGUGACGCGCGAUCAAGCUUCCAAUCGUAUGGCAAUGUCGCUGUUCAAAAAGCUGCCCCCCAACACCAAAACGGAUCGUGAACUGAACAGCACGAACAAAAUGUCCUCGCUGUCAGCUUCGUCGCAUCCCCGGUUGGCAUCGUCGACGAAGAAAUUGGCACAGAAAACAAAGAUCUACCAUGAGACGAGCGUCCAGACGGCCAUCACCUGCAAGGAUGUGGAGGAUGCGUUCGGGGGCAAUGCGCGCAAUGUACGCAUCGAUGCCGUCGAGAUGGUGAGCAAACAAACACAGUCCGACAUACGCGACAAGGAGAUGGAGCGGUUGGAGGAGAAGCUGAAGAAGGUGACGGGCGAGUAUACGUCGCUCAUGUCGAAGCUGUCUGAGAAAUCGCAGAUGGUGACGUCGCUGGAGCAGAAGCUGUUGGUCGAGCGCGAAGAAAAGCUGGCCGCACAGAAAGAACUCCAAAACAAUACGGAUCGCGUGCUGGGAAUGCUGGAAUCGAUGCAGGCCAUUCCCAGCAGCAACGACACGGAAGAGUGUGAUAGUUUACUGAUGCUGGAAUCACAGCUGCAACUGUCCGGUACAGUGCUGGAGAAAAAGCAGGAGGAAAUCGUACGUCUGCAGACGAUCUGCCGUGCGCUACAGAUCGACAUGGAGCGAUCGCUCAAGAACCAGGAAGAGCUGUUGCGCCAGAAGACUGAGCUUGAGGAGGAAUCGAGCGAAAUGCAGGACUUUUUGCAGGUGGAGAAACAAUCGUGCAUGGAUGCGUUGAAGGAGGCCGAGCAGGAGGUUAGCAUGCUGCGGCAGAGUUUACUCCUGAAGGAGAGCAACAUUGAUCGGCAGCAGGAAGAAUGUCGUCAUCUAGUCCGUAUAGCUGAACAGAGGAGACAAGAAUAUUUGGGAAUGCAAGCAAAGUACAAUGCGCUGGAGAGUCGUUCCAAGGACAUUCUGCUACAACAGGGAGCUGCCGUGUCCGGGGCGUCCGUUGCGCUCUCGGGACUGGGCUCGCGGCUAGACAAUCUGGUCGAACAGUUGAUAGCCUCGUAUAACAUCUCAGAACAAGAUCUCGAGGACGUAAUCUACCACAACGAAGCGUACACAAAUAGCGCUAGUAGUGGGGAUGGUAGUCCGGAAUAUGAGCAAACUGCUGACGCUUACUCGGGUAAACAGCAUCCGCAUUCGCAGCAGCAGUACCAUCAGCAACAAGCCUCAGAUUUACAUUCGACGACAGCGAAGGCAAAGGCUGCCAGCGAUGGAUGCGCCGUGCCGCUUUCUCCACAGCGUGGCCAAUCGUUCAUAGCGGCAGUCAUUAGUGCUAUCAAGAAUGCGACCAGUAAAACGGCCACCACCAAGUCAACUGCACCCACCACGAAUGGUGCAAAUGCUGCGAACAAAGAGUGUCGAGAAAAUAAUGGCCAUGAAUCAGAUUCAACGGAGAUGCUCGAUUCGGAAACGGAACCGUGCCUAAUGAUGGACAAUGUAUUGGAGGAUGUCACGAUGCCGGAUUCGCAUUCCCACAACAUGGUUUCGUCGUCUACGCGCAUCUCGCAGAUCGAGAUGCCAUCGUCGCUGGAGAGUGGAGUCGGAGCGAACAGUAACGUCAUGACGAUGGCACACGAUGAAUCGCUCGAUAACCUUUCGCAGGCCAUCGCUAACCGGCAGCAGAUUGAGCUGCAGUCGAACAUGAUCGCUAGUGGACGCUCGUCCCGAUUCCAUCACUCGGUCAGUAGUAAUGAUCAGCAGCAGCAAGCACGCAAUACGGCGUCAGCGGUAACAUCAGCUGCGGCCGCCGUAACGACAGCACCGGACCAUACAACCGCUAGCCAUUCUUCGUCGCUGGACGACGAGGAGAACAGUUGCUGCGGUGAGGCGUCCAUGGCCGAAAUGCCUUCCAUCUGCGAGUACUGCAAUGCGCAAUCGUUGGUAGAUCAAGUGAUCGAUGUGGACAAUCUGAUCACGAAGCUGCUGAAGGUCCUGAGGAUCGUCCAGAUGGAUAACGAUCAUUGCAUACAGGAACUGAUCAACCAUAAGAAUAAACUGGCAAUCUCAAACGAAGAGAUUCAGGAUCGUGUGAAGGAGUACGAGGAGCUAAACUAUAAGUUACAGGAUGAUCUGAAGGAUGCCUAUCAUCAGCUGCAGGUGCGAGGAAGUGAACUGAACAGCAACAAGGUGGAGUUGCUUAAGCACCGUAAAGAAAUUGACAAAUUGAAUGAAGAUAUUUGUCAGUUGAGCACACUGUGCAGUGAUAGCAAGCAGGCAAAGAAGAUUGUGGUUGAUCGUGAGGAGAUUUUGAGCGCAUUUAAGCUUUGCAACGAGGAUGGUGUAGUGCCGGAGCAAGAACUGUCCCAAUUUAUCGUACAAGCAUGCACUGAGAUCCCAAAACUAAAGGCAAAGCUGUACGAAAAAGAGCAGCAGUUAGCAACCAUGGUAAGCAAUGCUACAAAUGGGGCCAAUCUCGUGAUGACUGCCAGCUGGCACCAAGCGUUGAACGAAGCGAAGCGUCAAUACGAGGCAAUCGAUCGCGCAUUGGAGACAUUGGACAGCGUAAAGUCGAUAGUGCAGCAAACGCCCGCCUUGAUGGAACUGCAGCGCGACCUUGAGGAAACGAACUUUGCCUCUGCGUCCAGCUUCCCGCUAGUAACGGCAGCUCAGCUUAAUCAACUAAACUGUGGCCAGGUCGGUACGAACGGCAACGGAGCCGGUGUAGUGAACGGCAACGGUAUUAUUGAUUUGAAUGCUAACGAAACGACGCUCGCCAAUGAGGCGGGAAGUGUUGUUGCAGCUGAUCCGAGCUGUUACAUUGAUUCGACUGCUUAA